Molecule: messenger RNA, 1281 nt
Organism: Adineta ricciae
Lineage: Eukaryota; Metazoa; Rotifera; Eurotatoria; Adinetida; Adinetidae
Source: the annotation of a GenBank genome assembly
AUGCAAUUGGUCUCAAAAAGAUAUUCGAAGUCAGUCACGAAGCUUUAUUGUUUAGUAUCAUCUUAUGACGAUGUUAUACACGAAUCAAAUGGUAGAAUAAUAAUUCGUCAUAUACUUUUUGUCCAAAAUACUACACAUUUCAUUCAUUAAAAUGGGAAAGAAAUCACUUCGAUUCUUUACAAACAUUUGUUUGCACAUCAUCCAGAUUUAUUAAAUAUAUUCAAUCGUACAAAUCAAAAGAAUGGCACACAACCAUUUGCUUUGGCUAAUACAGUAUUUCUUGCUAUUGAAAAUAUCGACAAUUUAGAAGUACUUAUGCCUCAAAUCUUAUUAAUUGCUCAUAAACAUCGUGCAUCAACUGUUCGACCAGAACAUUAUCCAAUUGUUGGUAAAUAUUUACUUAUUGCCAUCGAUGAAUUUUUAGGUGGAAUGACCGAUUCGGAUAUUCGAAAUGCUUGGUCAGCUGCUUAUAAGAUGAUUUCUUCGAUUUUUAUCGAUAUUGAAAAGAAACUAUACGCUGAACUUGGUGAUAAACAUCAACAAGGUUUUAUUCCAUUUAAAAUUAUUGAAAAAGAAAUCAUUGCAAGGGGACCAAUUGCUGCUAUUACACUUGAACGUAAUGAUGGUGGAAAGUUACAGAAAUAUCAUUCCGGACAAUAUAUUACACUUCAAAUUAAAAAAGACGGCAUUUUACAUAUUCGACAUUAUAGUCUUAUGCAGCCAUACGAUGGUAAAACUUAUCGUAUUGCAAUUAAACAAGUUAAUGAUCAUGAGCCAAAAGGUAUUGUUUCGACUGAAAUAAUUAAUAAAUAUAACGUUGGCGAUAUAAUCACAUUAAGUUUACCGGCUGGCACUUUUAAAUUGAUUGACAAUGGUAAACGUUAUUUAUUCAUAGCAGUUGGAGUGAGUAUAACAGUCUUAUUAGCAAUGAUAUGUGAUUUACAUCAGCAAGGUAAAGCUGAUCUUGCAACAUUAAUUCAUUGUGUAACAAAUGAAGAUCAAGCUAUUUUUGCUGAUGAUAUGCGUCGAAUCUUAUCAGAAAAUCAAUAUUAUGUACUUCUUCAAGGUAAAAGACAACUACACGAUUUGAUAAAAAAACUAAUAACAUCGGAAACAAAUGUUUAUCUUUGUGGUUCAGUACAAUUUGUAAAUAAAGUCGAAGAAUAUUUAUUGAAAUGUAAUCAUCCAUCGUCUCAAAUUCAUAUUGAAACUUAUCAGCCAGCACUCAGUUUAGUUAAAGGUGCAGUUAAAAAUAGUGCAACAACAACCAAGCCAAUAUAG